AUCUGACUGAAACAAACUGAUUUAUAAUUUUAUUUUUCAACUGGGUGGACAGGUCUUUCCUUUAGCCAAAGAUCCGUUGGAGAGAAACAGCUGCCAUGGAAACUGUUUUGCUCAUCUUCUCUUCACUCCUGGCAUGGGUUGCUGCUGCAGAGGACCACAAUGCAGAGGAUGGCGAGGCAAAAGUUGAAAAUCCUUUCAUUUAUGACUAUGAGACCUUGAGAAUUGGAGGACUGGCGUUUGCUGUGGUGCUCUUCACUCUCGGCAUUCUCCUCAUCCUCAGUCGGCGAUGUCGCUGCAACGUGAAGCAGAAGCCCAGGGCCUCCGGAAACGAGGAGGCACAAGAAGAGAACAUGAUUGUCUCCAAUGCUGCAGCGGCUGCCAAGGAGACCCCAUCAGAGAACUGAGACGGCGACCCAGGACCACCUUCAGAACAAUUCUGAUCAUUUUAUUUGACAUUCUAACAAUAUUAACAAAGGAAUUAAAGGAUUGGUUAGAUCGCAGGAUAAAAGGGGAGGCAUGCAUCAGAAAGGUGUCGUGUGUAAAUAGAUUUUGUGCCAGCUGUUUUUGUUGUGACUGUGCUUCUGUUGAUCUCCGUGCCUUCCUGUGAUGGUCUCUCACUGCAGUUUGUUGUCUUAGCCUGCAGCAUCGAUGACACAAGAUUGUUUAGAAAAUCCUUCAGACAGUUUUUUUAAUGUUGUGCGGUGUGCUAUUCAUUUGUACUCCUAUCUAUUGGACUUUAGGUUUUAGGAUUUGUAACUGUGUUCGCUUGUUUUGUCAGUCAUCCUGAAUAUCGUUUGUUACAUUUGGAUUAUAAGACAUAUGCACAUAGAAAUACUUUACGUGCGAGGCAUUUAAAUAUCCUCCAUGUAUGUUUGAGUGYUGUGUUUGGGUGUGCAUAAAAAUGUAGUUCUAACCGAGCAGGCUUAUCCUGCAUGAUUGUGACGUCCUUCAGCGUAGCUCGACAUGUCGAUGUGAUGAUCCUUACAAGAGACAAUCUCCAAUGCCACAGCUCUGUGAGUGAGCUCGUGACUGAUUAGCAGGUAUCUCUGUGGGCUCCUCCACCACGGUGGUUUGCCGUCUGAAGUGGAGCGAGCGCCUACGUCAGCUGUCUCACUYCCUUCUUCUCCACAUAUCUACUCCACUGGCUCCGGCAGGAUUAACUAGUCUCCUGCAAUCUAUGAUUAGCUUCCCUGCUUGCAAUCACUAGUGGCGCAAAUCUGUGAAGCUGGAAUUAGCUUUUUUUCCUUCCUCUCUUUCUUUUUUUUUCUUUGUAACUUUUCUUUUGAACAGCAUACAUGCACUAAAAGAAAAGACAAAGGGUGGGUGAGUUAAAACCCAAACAUAAGUAGCCUGAUGUGAAGUUAAAUCCUAAAGAAUGUGUGGAGAUUUGGGCUUUCACAAAGCAAAAGUGUGGGUUUUAAAGAUGAGAGCUACAGCUAAAUGCUAUAUCCUUCCUGCGCAUGAGGCCUUGUUCUGUAGCAACCUGUUGUGCUUUGGCAUAAAUCAAUAAAAGUAUGUUCAAACACAAAA
Molecule: messenger RNA, 1530 nt
Organism: Austrofundulus limnaeus
Lineage: Eukaryota; Metazoa; Chordata; Actinopteri; Cyprinodontiformes; Rivulidae
Gene: fxyd6
Product: FXYD domain containing ion transport regulator 6
Exons: 8
Coding region: 96-404 (102 amino acids)
Biological process (GO): regulation of sodium ion transmembrane transporter activity
Cellular component (GO): membrane
Molecular function (GO): sodium channel regulator activity
Source: RefSeq, a predicted model, not a curated record